Molecule: messenger RNA, 1374 nt
Organism: Anisakis simplex (herring worm)
Lineage: Eukaryota; Metazoa; Nematoda; Chromadorea; Rhabditida; Anisakidae
Source: the annotation of a GenBank genome assembly
AUGAAUGCCACAACAACAUUAGCCACACCAGCACAAGGUGUUUAUCACAUGCGUCUCGCGCUAACGGUCACUCAUCUUCUGCUGGUUUCGUUGGGUACUGUCAAUAUAAUGGUUAUUCUGAUCAUCAUUAUGCGACCGUACAUGCGCUCAAUUACGAAUGUUUAUAUGAUCGGUUUGUGUUUCGCUGAUUUCAUUUACCUCGCCAAUCUGACACUUGUGGCCGCAACUCAACUCAACGACAAAUCAUGGGCAUUCGGCUCGCUGAUGUGCACUCUGUAUCACGGAACCGAAUCCACCGGUUCGUUAUUUCAAUGUUGCAUUGCUUCACAUAACUGUAACACACUUUGCUCAUCAAACUUUUAUGAUCAAAAGAUGACAUAUGAAUGCUCAGAGCAGUGCUUUCCAGGCAAAUACGCAAGUGUAAUGUUCGUGGUGCUGUUGGCAUCUGAUCGUUACUGUGCGAUGUGUCGUCUGAGUCUAUGCGCUCGAUACCGCAACUAUCCAACCGCACUGCUGGUCAGUGCAUUUGCGUGGUGCUUAGCACUUGGUGCUGCUGCACCGUUGUAUAUAUUCGCAGAAGUGACCGUGCUCAGAUUACGGGUUGCCAACCAUUACGUACAUCGUUUAUGUAUUGCUAAAUGGCCAUCUUCUGACAUUGCCAGAUGGUACAUAACCUUCUCAUCGAUAUUAAUUUACGCCGUACCACUAGCGCUUAUAGUUUUCUUCUAUUAUCAUAUUCUCAGCAAGCUCAGGGAGGCACUGAAAGGGAACAAGCGUCUACAGCGUAGUGCAAGUUCUCGUGCACCGUAUCAUCGAGUCACAAGACUUGUUCUUUGGGUUGUUGUCUUCCAUGUUGUUUGCUGGUCACCGUUCUGGUUAUUCAAUUUGCUCAGCUCCAUAUUCCGAUUACGCAUUCAAACGCAAUUCGAUCGUAUCAUCGUUAAUAUCAUUCAUUUAUUCCCCUACAUCAAUUGUGCACUUCAUCCAUUGCUCUACGCUGUUCAAGCUGAGAACUUUCGAACUGCUUUUCGUUCGCUUUUUCUACGACGACCCUCGCAUAGUGGUGUUCGUUUGGCUCGCGGCAAACAGCGCACACGUGCUUUGCAUGGGCAGGGCAGUUGCUACAGACCUAGUCGCACUUCGGUACAUGAUCCUCUAUUGACCCACCAACAUCCCACUCAGGUGAAUGCGGAUCGUCGUUUGGUUUGUAAGAGGCGCACUCAUAGUGUUCUCAAAAUUCAGAAUGUUUGGAAUGGAAUGAAGUCCGAUCGCACAAGUGCAUCCCAGCUGAACGUGCCGCCCUCAGAGGACUAUCGCGAACGUUCUCCAUCUGACGUCCAUGCGUCCGCACCCACAGUAGGUGUUGUGCUCUAA